Molecule: messenger RNA, 3323 nt
Organism: Nothoprocta perdicaria
Lineage: Eukaryota; Metazoa; Chordata; Aves; Tinamiformes; Tinamidae
Gene: TBC1D16
Product: TBC1 domain family member 16
Exons: 12
Coding region: 91-2424 (777 amino acids)
Biological process (GO): activation of GTPase activity
Cellular component (GO): early endosome
Molecular function (GO): GTPase activator activity
Source: RefSeq, a predicted model, not a curated record
UAGAUACUUCUUGCCUACGGCACCCCUGGCCGAUCUUCUGAACCUGGCUCCUGAUUAAAGCUGACAGAUAAUGGAAACAUUUCCCCGGCGAUGUCUCUGGGGCGGCUCCUCCGACGCGCCUCUUCCAAAGCCUCCGACCUCCUGACCCUAAAUCCUGGUGGCGGCGGCAGUUCAUCUUCCGUGCUCGACGGGGACAUUAUCUACUCCAAGAACAAUGUGUGCGUGCACCCUCCCGAGCUGCUGCAGGGCACGGGCGAGCACCACCCAGGCUACCUGUGCGUGUACAUGGAGAAGGACGAGCUGCUGGGACGGACGCUCAUCCUGGCGUGGGUGCCCAACGCGCGCAUCCAGCGGCAGGACGAGGAGGCGCUGCGCUACGUCACCCCCGAGGGCUCGCCGGUGCGCAGGGCGCCGCGCAAGCGGGGCCGGCGCGGCCAGGGCAGCGGCGCCGCGCGGCACGCGGCCCCGGCGCAGCCCGGUGGCACCGGUGCCCUCACCGAUGGGGACAGCCCGGCCACGUCGCUGCUGCUGAGCGAGGGUCCCGCCGGGAGCUGCCCGCCGGAGCAGGGGGAGCUGCCGGCGCAGGGCGGCGCGGCCCGCAGCGACUCGGGGAUCUCGUCCACGGUCGGCUCUCAGGAGGAGCAGAACCGGCCGGAGCUGUCGGCAGAGGGGCCGGAGGACGGUGUGGAGGGCCGGGCCGAGCCAGGCGAGGACGAGGGCUCCCUGGAGCUGUCUGCUGACGACGGGAGCAGGGACAGCACGCUGGACUCCGAUUCGGACGCCUUCUCCUCGCCCUUCUGCCUCUCCCCCAUCAGUGAAGCCCUCGGGAAGAGCAGCAGCUCUGUGUUUCUGGAGAACGACAGCGGGGACACGUGCGACAGCCGCCUGGCCUGCCCGAGCAGCUCUGCCUGCAGCCCGGACCCCGGCGCCCCGUGCCCGGAGAGCGCCGGGCAAGUGCCAGGCGCCGGCUGGGACGAGCAGCAGAAGGUGUUUGCCCUGGAGCAGGUCGGCGGCGUCUUCAGAGUGGACCUGGGCCACAUGAGGUCCCUCCGGCUGUUCUUCAGCGACGAGGCCUGCACGUGCGGCCAGCUGGUGGUUGCGAGCAGGGAGAGUCAGUACAAGAUCUUCCAUUUCCACCACGGCGGCCUGGACAAGCUGUCGGAAGUGUUUCAGCAGUGGAAAUACUGCACGGAGACCCGCCUCAAAGAGCAGCAGCUCGCGGACGAGAAGACGUGCAUGCAGUUCUCCAUCCGCCGCCCCAAGCUGCCGUCCUCGGAGACGCACCCCGAGGAGAACGCGCACAAGCGCCUCGACGUGGCGGCCUGGCUGCGCCACCUCAACGAGGCCGGCCAGGUGGAGGAGGAGUACAAGCUGCAGAAGGCCAUUUUCUUUGGUGGGAUUGAUAUUGCCAUCCGUGGAGAAGUGUGGCCCUUUUUGCUGCGCUACUACAGCUACGAGUCCACCUCCGAAGAGAGGGAGGCACUGAGGAUACAGAAGAGGAAAGAAUACUUGGAGAUCCAGGAGAAAAGGCUUGCGAUGACUCCAGAUGAACACAAGGAUUUCUGGCGUAACGUGCAGUUCACCGUGGAUAAAGAUGUCGUGAGGACUGACCGCAGCAACCAGUUCUUCCGUGGGGAGGGCAACCCAAAUGUGGAAACCAUGAGGAGGAUCUUGCUGAACUAUGCAGUAUUUAACCCAGCGAUCGGAUACUCCCAGGGCAUGUCGGACCUGGUUGCCCCAAUCCUGGCUGAGGUCCUAGAUGAGUCGGAUACUUUCUGGUGCUUUGUGGGACUGAUGCAGAAUACAAUCUUCUUCAGCUCACCCCGGGAUGAGGAUAUGGAGAAGCAGCUGAUGUACCUGCGAGAGCUGCUGCGGCUCAUGCACCCGCGCUUCUACCAGCACCUGCUUUCCCUGGGAGAGGACGGCCUGCAGAUGCUCUUCUGUCACCGCUGGAUCCUCCUCUGUUUUAAACGCGAAUUUCCAGAUGCUGAGGCCCUGCGCAUGUGGGAAGCAUGCUGGGCUCACUAUCAGACUGACUAUUUCCACCUCUUUAUCUGUGUGGCCAUAGUGGUGAUUUACGGGGACGACGUCAUUGAACAACAACUGGCCACUGACCAGAUGCUGCUGCAUUUCGGCAACCUGGCCAUGCACAUGAACGGGGAACUUGUACUCAGGAAGGCCAGGAGUCUGCUCUACCAGUUCCACCUGCUGCCCCGCGUGCCCUGCAGCCUGCACGACCUGUGCAAGCUCUGUGGCACCGGCAUGUGGGACAGCGGCUUCAUCCCCGCCGUCGAGUGCUCCGGCCACCACCCGGCCUGCGAGAGCUGCCCCUACGGGGGGCUGCCAGAAGGGGCUUCUCCCAAAGCAGGAAGCGAGGGCAGGAGAGGCUUGAAAACACGGGACGUCUUCGCCUUCCGGAAAUAGCCACAGAGGAACAGGGCGUAGCGGCAGGAAGGAUGUGUACAGGAGGAACGUAGGGACAGAAAUGGAGGGAUUGCCUCUGGAAACGCCCAGGAAGACUGAGAUGGAGAGAACGCAAGAGGAACGAAAUCCCUUCACGGGCAGAAGCAAAUCACAUUCCACUGAGUAGUGGAACCUGAGUGAAAUGCAUCUACCCAGGAACAGCUGGGUACCUAGGAACAGUGUUUGCACGUUUUUGGAAUUGAUUUGAUUAGAAAUAUGAAGCAUUUCUAGAUCCUACCAAGGACCUGUUAUUCUGCCUCUGGGUUGGACUGGUCAGCCACCAAAACUGUGUGACUUGCUGAUGAGGACACUGCAGAGAGCCAAGCGCAGCCGGCAGCGUUUGCGGGAGAGAGCAGAGCUGGGACGAGACCCUGCGAUGUCCCUUCGUCCAGAGCAUCCUGCUCAGCCGCGUUCUCCGCCUCGACCAAAACCUGCAGCUCAGUGGCUUCUCCCUAAAGCCAUGAUGAUCGAUUUGAUUUUAUUUGCCAAAAAUAAACCUGCAAACUGCUGGGGUUGUGGGGAGGGUAUGUCAUUUGUUGGUGAGCUGGAACUGGUCACCUGAAGGUCCAUCUCCCGCCUUUUCUAUUUUUACACAGGGUUUUGCUGGUGCGGGUUUUUCCCACUGGCACAGCCACGGGUAUUCAAGCACUGCUUUUCUGUAUUCAGGGUAUUUCACAGACACGUUGCAAGAUUUACUUCUCCAUUAUAUUGCAGCGAAGCAGCUUCUUCAUGCUGACAACUGCAGACUUCAGACACUUGUUUGUAGAACUCUGUUGUUUCCAGUGUGUUUCCCAAUGCAUUUCCCUUGGCUGUCGUUAACUCCUGGUUAUUUUCUGUCUUUCUCUGUCUUCACCACAGCU